Messenger RNA from Trachymyrmex cornetzi, 1666 nucleotides. Its product is annotated as acyl-CoA Delta(11) desaturase. The coding region runs from base 302 to 1408 and encodes 368 amino acids. The transcript is spliced from 6 exons. Gene Ontology annotation, biological process: unsaturated fatty acid biosynthetic process. Gene Ontology annotation, molecular function: stearoyl-CoA 9-desaturase activity; iron ion binding. Gene Ontology annotation, cellular component: endoplasmic reticulum membrane. NCBI's taxonomy places the organism in Eukaryota, Metazoa, Arthropoda, Insecta, Hymenoptera, Formicidae. The record is from RefSeq and is a predicted model, not a curated record.
CAUUGGCGUUCAAAGUAACGAAUUAUUAAUAUAUAUUUUAUCAAAAUACCGGAAAAUGUUGCGCGUAUCAUUUGUUCCUGGUAUGUCUUGAUAAUAUUAGAAAAAGUCUGGUAUCUUGUUCGCAUGUACCGUGUACAACAAUAUCACGAUCAAUAAAUCGAAUCAACGAGUACUGGUGAAUCUCGCAAAAAUUACUUGCAAUGCAGAAUAGCAACUGAAUCGAUUUAUGAAAAAUCAACGGUGAUCCCUGGAUGUUUCUAGACGAUUGCAAGAGGCAUUCAAACAGAAUACGUCCUUGAGAAUGUCGCCGUAUGAAGAAAAGGUAACGGCGGCAAUAUGUCCUAAGGCAGAGACAGACUGUAACAUAACGCUGAAGAGGAAUCGGUUAGCAAACGUUGAGCCGGUGAAGAGGCAUGCAGCAACGACUCAGAACGAUGAGUCGACUGAGAUUAAGUACGUACCGAGGAUAAAGUGGCUGGAUUUUAGCGCGCAACUCUUCAUACACGGCGGAUGUCUUUACGGGCUGUAUUUGGUGCUCACACAGGCGAAAUUGCUUACUUCGCUAUGGGUGUUUGUGACGAUUUAUACAUCUGGCUUUGGUAUUACGGCUGGCGUUCACAGAUUAUGGUCGCACAAGGCAUACAAAGCUAAAUGGCCCUUGCGUCUAUUUCUAGUCUUCCUCUUCACGAUAACAGGACAGAAAGAUGUGUACACAUGGGCGUUGGACCAUAGGGUACAUCAUAAAUAUAGUGAAACCGAUGCAGAUCCGCAUGAUGCGAGAAGAGGUUUCUUUUUCGCUCAUGUAGGGUGGCUUUUUACGACACCCCAUCCAGACGUCGUCGCCAAACGCAUCGCGGUCGAUGUGAGCGAUCUAGAAGCGGAUCCCAUAGUUAUGUGGCAAAAAAGAUUAUAUAUACCUCUAUUUGCACUUCUAACCAUCGCACUGCCAGUGGGAAUUCCUUGCUACUUCUGGUCGGAAUCACUAUGGAUAUCGUUUUGGGUGAACUUCAAUUUCCGCUUCUGCAUUAAUUUAAACAUAGCCUUCUCCGUCAAUAGCGUGGCACACAUGUGGGGUCAGAAACCUUACGAUAAAAACAUUUCGCCAGUGGAGAACAUUGCGGUAUCAAUCGCGGCGCUUGGUGAGGGAUAUCACAAUUAUCAUCAUGUGUUCCCAUGGGAUUAUAAGACCGGUGAGCUAGGCGAGUACCCGUUCAAUCUUACUACCGCCUUCAUUGAUGCAUUUGCACGGAUCGGGUGGGCCUACGAUCGGAAGUAUGUCUCACCAAAUAUGAUCCGUCGUAGAGCACACCGAUCUGGCGAUGGAAGUCACGUCUGGGGUUACGGUGAUGUCGAUAUCUUGAAAGAAGAUCUAGAGGAAUUAGAUGUCAUGGACAAUCAUGAGCUGUGAGACUGAAAAACUUGAAAAAAUAUUUUGAGGAGAAACAUUUCCUAAUGUCAUACGUGGACCACAUGUAAAGUCUUUCGCAAAGAUUUGAGCUAAAAUAAUAUAGGGAUUUGAGAUUCUGUAUAAUUUCAGAUUGCCAUAUACAGUAUAUACCAUUGGGAGACAUUUAAUGUAAUAAUUAUUGAAUUAAAAAGAUAUAUAUUUUAAUUGCAAGAUAGUCGGUAAAGCACAGUUGGCGAUUAUAGUCAACAAUUAAUAAAU